AUGGCUCCCACAGCACACACACCCCUGCCUCGGUCCCGGGCUAGCUCGCUGCCCACGACAGAACGCCCAAGCUUCCAUGCCGACAGGCCAUACGACCUUGCCACAACAUCAGACCACAGCCAGCUGAAGCACGUGGCGGCUCCUGCAAGCAAGUCAUCGCACAGAGGAUCGGGAGGCGACGGAGACACCAAGCUGCCGGAAAGGAUGCACCGACAGGACUCUGGCUAUGCUUCCAUUGACCCCCGGUCACCGUCGCUGUCCCGGACAAGCACGCGGCGGCAGUCGUCGUUUACGAAUCCGGCACGGGCGUCGUCAUCGUCAAAUCACGUGAACCGCGUCGGAACCGCCACCCGUCGACCAUCCAAGGCCGGCCUGGCCACGAGACCGCCCAUUAGCUCCAAGCGCAGUCGCCCCACCCACAACACAUCGGCCCCGGCUCUGUACAGCUACGGCAACAACAGCACCUAUCACGAGCCUUUUCCGAGAGCGAGAGCGCCCAGCGGUGGCGUCGAUGCUGAGCCUCCUGUCAGCGUCGAGAUGGACAAGGAGACAACAGAGGAAGAAGCCUAUCCGAGCCCACCGCAGACGACACACUACUGGACCAGCGACCAGACCAGGCGGCUGGAGUACGCGGCCAUCGAUGCAGCCAGCCAGGGCUUCAAGGGCUGGAUGUUGCGCCACGUUGUGCCCGAGUGUUUCGUGCCCAAAGAUUUGCUGCGGCCUGCGUUUGAGGACGAGACGGGCAGUGUGCGCCGCUAUCGGCUCGAGCUAGCAACCGACGACUUGGCCAGCAAGGCAGGCGAGCACUGCCCCGAUGUGGUGGAGACUAGCGAGAAGAAGAAGGGCUGGCGUGACGACGACGAGACCGACGAAGACUUGACAUUUGCAUUUCGCAUCUAG
This is a messenger RNA of Grosmannia clavigera kw1407, 900 nucleotides long. RefSeq lists its product as uncharacterized. NCBI's taxonomy places the organism in Eukaryota, Fungi, Ascomycota, Sordariomycetes, Ophiostomatales, Ophiostomataceae. The record is from RefSeq and is a predicted model, not a curated record. The coding region runs from base 1 to 900 and encodes 299 amino acids. The transcript has 2 exons.